ACAAUUCGGCUUCAUCGCGUUGAAUUUGCCUGCCUUCAAAGCUGUUUACCUACGGUAACUUGCUCUGGUUGGAAGUGAACAUGUCUCAAGUUCAAAUACAGAAUCCUUCUGCAGCCCUUGCAGGGAAUCAAAUACUGAAUAAGAACCCCUCUCUCGCACAGCCUUUGAGUAUUCCUUCUACUACUAGUUCUUUGCCCUCUGAAAAUGCAGGCAGACCUAUCCAAAACUCUGCUUUACCCUCUGCAUCUGUUACAUCCACCAAUGCAGCUGCAGCUCCUUCUAACAUGGCAAACCCCAAAGAGAAAACCCCAAUGUGUCUUGUGAAUGAGUUAGCCCGUUUCAACAAGAUUCAGCCUGAAUAUAAACUUCUAAGUGAGCAAGGUCCAGCUCAUUCAAAGGUGUUUACAGUGCAGUUGACUCUUGGGGACCAGCACUGGGAAGCUGAAGGAACUAGUAUUAAGAAAGCGCAACACGCCGCAGCUGCCAAAGCUCUGGAAGGGACAAAAUUCCCUAAACCYACAGCUCGUCCAUCUCGUAGCGAAGGAAAAAACCCAGACAGUGUAACCCCCACAGUGGAGCUAAAUGCACUUUGCAUGAAGCUGGGAAAGAAACCUAUAUACAAACCUAUUGAUCCUUAUACAGGGAUGAGAUCCACUUACAACUAUACCAUGCGAGGUGGUGCUUAUCCUCCACGGUACUUUUACCCAUUUCCUGUUGGACCUUUACUUUAUCAAGUUGAGCUUUCAAUUGGAGGGCAGCAGUUUCAUGGGAAAGGAAGAACAAGACAAGCUGCUAAACAUGAUGCAGCUGCUAAAGCACUGAAAGUUCUGCAGAAUGAGCCCUUGCCUGAGAAACCAGAGGUUAACGGAAAAGAACCAGAUGAUGAAAAUCUCAAUAAAUCUGAAAUAAGCCAAGUUUUUGAGAUUGCACUUAAAAGGAACUUGCCUGUGAAUUUUGAGUUUUUCCCUCUGAAACAGGUGACUAAGGAAAGUGGUCCUCCCCAUAUGAAGAGCUUUGUAACCAAGGUGUCAGUAGGAGAAUUCAUGGGUGAAGGUGAAGGAAAGAGCAAGAAGAUCUCUAAGAAAAAUGCUGCAAUAGCAGUCCUAGAAGAACUGAAAAAAUUGCCACCCCUUCCUACAGUUGAGAAAAUGAAGCCACGAAUCAAAAAGAAAACAAAAUCAAUAGUGAAGCUGCAAACAAGUCCAGAAUAUGGUCAAGGAAUGAAUCCUAUUAGCAGACUUGCCCAGAUACAGCAGGCCAAGAAAGAGAAGGAACCAGAGUACAUGCUCAUCACAGAACGUGGUCUUCCAAGGCGCAGGGAGUUUGUUAUGCAGGUGAAAGUUGGUGUACACACAGCUGAAGGAAUGGGCACGAACAAAAAAGUUGCUAAACGCAAUGCAGCUGAAAAUAUGUUGGAACUUCUAGGUUUCAAAGUCCCUCAACCUCAGCCUCCAAAGCCAGCAUUAAAGACAGAAGAGAAGACACCACUGAAGAAAACAGGUGAUGGACGAAAAGUAACCUUUUUUGAGCCAGGUUCUGAAGAGACUUCAUCUAGUAGUAAAGACGACGAGUUUAGGAUGCCUUAUCUCAGCCAUCAGCAGCUUCCCGCUGGAAUUCUUCCCAUGGUCCCCGAGGUUGCACAAGCUGUAGGAGCCAAUCAAGGACACCACACCAAAGAGUUCAGUAGGGCAGCCCCAAAUCCUGCCAAGGCUACAGUAACAGCAAUGAUUGCUAGAGAGCUACUGUAUGGUGGUACUUCUCCUACUGCUGAGACCAUAUUGAAAAAUAGCAACUCGUCAGGCCACGUACCCCACGGACCACUUACUAGGCCCUCUGAGCAGCUGGACUUUCUUUCCAAUGUUCAAGGAAUCCAGGUUGAAUACAAAGACUUUCCAAAAAAUAACAAGAAUGAGUUUGUAUCUCUUAUAAACUGUUCCUCUCAGCCACCACUGAUCAGCCAUGGAAUUGGAAAGGACGUAGAAUCUUGCCACGACAUGGCUGCAUUGAACAUUUUAAAGUUGCUGUCUGAGUUGGACCAACAAACCACAGAGAUGCCAAGAACAGGAAAUGGACCAAUGUCUGUAUGUGUGAAACAAGAAAUGGAAAGUGACCCUCUUCUCAAACCGGCUAACUCAAACACUUUGGGACAAACACUGGACAGCACUGCCUAAAAAGGCUUUUGACUGGACCCAUACGUGAAAGCACCAGAGAAAAUCAAAUGCUUCCUAUUAAUGUAACCUAACUGUUUUAGAGUGCUACAGUCUUUACAACCUACUGUAGUGUCUAAAUCAUAACCGUUGCUUUUUCUUCAAACAGUGAUAAAUUUUUAGUUUCAUUAUGUUGUUUUGAUUGAAAUGACACUAUAAAAUUUUCAUUUAAAAGUUUCUUAAUUGUAUCUAGAACAAUAGCACAGUUUAGAAACUUUGUCUUCUGAGACUGACAUGUUAUCUGUGAACUAACUUGGGAAGAUCAUAUCCAUGUAUGUGGUUAUUUUGUUUUUAUUGAAAUAGCAAUGUUUCACUGGAAACAAAUUGUGUGCCCAUCAUUUUUAAAAGUUCAAUAUUUCCACAAAUCUAGCUUAUUUUUCCAACGGUUGAAUGAAUUACAACACUUUAGGAAUUUUAAACUUUGAUCAUUUCU
Messenger RNA from Nothoprocta perdicaria, 2640 nucleotides. It is a transcript of the gene STAU1, whose product is annotated as staufen double-stranded RNA binding protein 1. Bases 81 to 2171 code for a protein of 696 amino acids. The transcript is spliced from 14 exons. The record is from RefSeq and is a predicted model, not a curated record. NCBI's taxonomy places the organism in Eukaryota, Metazoa, Chordata, Aves, Tinamiformes, Tinamidae.